CGACGACGACGGUAGCGUCUCGUCCGUCAGUGGCACCGGGCGCGACGAGUGUGUCGGUCGUCUAUCGGUCGGCUCCAAGCUCAGGUCCACGCACGCGUUCGCGCUACAGUCGGGGGGAAGGGGCCCACAACACGCGCCGGUAACCGCGUCCGUGGUGUCGUGCGACAAUAAUAAUAAUAAUAAUAAUAGGUAAUAAUACGUAUUAUGUCUUAUUUGUCGUGCCGCAUCUCGCACGUUUUUUUAUCGCAAUAAAAAAAAAAUUAAACGAUCGGUUUACAAUAAUAAUCACAUAUUAUUAAUAUUAAUAUUAUUAUUAUUAUUAUUAUUAUUAUUAUUUUGUCGUAAUCGACGUAUUUAAAUCAGACAGGCGAUGACGACCAUAACGAUCGUACCGUCAUCAUCAUCAUCAUCAUCACCGUCGUAGUCGUUAUUAUCGCGGUGACGACUCUAUUCUAUAUCAUUAUCGCAGUCGCGGUCGUACACGCACGCGACGUGUUGACGGACCGUUUCUGAUUUUUUUUUUUUUUUUUUUUUAUUCGUUUUCACACUCGUCUCGUCACUACGCUGUAAGUAACUCUAUACCGUCGUCGUAGCCGUCGUCACGUCGUCUGCGGACACCCUCGUCCCCCGGCUCGAAUAAAUCGUAAUUACACCGCGUCCCGAACGCGCGCGGAAAACGGACGGACCGAUGAUGGAAUCCUCGCCGAAGCCGACUACGCCGGCCGCCGGGCGGUUCGCGGACAGGGCCACGGAGAGCCUGUACCAGAGCUACAACGCGAAGCAGAAGCGCGCGGCGUUCGCGUGCUACGUGUCCGCGUCCGUGCUGUUCGACGUGUACUGCCUGUCCGUGUACGACGCCCGGUCGCCGUGGACGUGGUGCCUGCUGGCCGCCAACGUGGUCACGCUGCUCUGGUGCCGGCUGGCCGGCGGCCGGCGCCGGUACUGGACCGCCGUGGCCCACCUGGCCUGGCUCACGGCCGACGUCCAGGUCGUGUUCCACAUGGUGGCCAACGCGGCCGAGGGCGCCGACCUGCUCGGAUGGAUACUGCUCUACGAUUACCUGGCCUACGUGUCGCUGCCGCUCACGCUGGCCCUGUGCGUGGCCCUGAGCGCCACCACGUGCGCCACGUACGUGCUCACCAUGGCCCUGCUGGGCCGCCAACACGCGUACCUCGCCAGACAGUUGGCCACAAACAGCGUUCUCCUCUUGGCGUCCAAUUGUUUGGGACUUUUGUCCUAUUUCCUGGCCGACAAACAGCAGCGGACCGCCUUUCUUGAAACCCGGCAAUGUCUUGAGAUGAAAAUGGUCAUAGAAGAACAAUCGACUGAGCAGGAACGGCUGUUGUUGUCCGUGUUACCGGAACACGUAGCCGUCAAAAUGCGCCAGGAUUUGGGUGAGGCAUUGGACAGUCAAUUCAAAAAGAUAUAUAUGAGUAGACACGAAAAUGUUAGUAUAUUGUAUGCUGACAUCGUUGGAUUCACGGCAAUAUCGUCUACAUACUCGGCUUCGGACUUAGUAAAAAUUCUCAACGAGUUGUUCGCCAGAUUCGAUCGACUGUCCGAGAAAUACCAACAGCUCAGGAUCAAGAUUUUAGGCGAUUGUUACUAUUGUAUUAGCGGCGCUCCCAAGGAACGACCCGAUCACGCUGUGCUCAGCGUGCACAUGGGACUCUCUAUGGUCAAAGCUAUCAAGUACGUACAACAAACGACAAAUUCGCCGGUGGACAUGCGAGUGGGCAUACACACGGGUGCCGUUUUAGCCGGUGUUCUGGGCCAGAGGCAGUGGCAGUUUGACGUUUACUCCAAGGAUGUGGAAUUGGCGAAUAAAAUGGAAAGCAGUGGAAUGCCGGGACGUGUGCACAUAUCGGAGAAAACGUUGAGUUUCUUAAAUGGAGAGUUCGAAGUCGAGCCCGGUUACGGCGAACGCCGUGAAGAAGCGCUUAAGAUGGCGAGCAUAAAAACAUUCUUCAUCAUAAAAACGAUCAAACCGUUCAAAAUGGAUGUGCAGAACGGUUCGUUGACCGAUCAGAACAGUACUAGUAAAGAAUCUGUGUGCGCGACACCGAUUGAUGAUGCCGAUAUAAUAGCCCAGGCCAAAGAGGACUCCGAUAACUUUAAGAAACGAUUGAGAAAGGACUUGAUGAACAGAGAUGGUCACAGGGAUUUAAACAAACACACAAAAUUUUUCACUUUGGCAUUUAAUGAUGAAGCAAAAGAACGUGAAUACAAAUACCAUAAAGAAGCCGCAUCUGGUGUGUCUCUUAUAGGUUGUCCCUUAGUACUUUUCCUGACGUCUUCCGCACAAAUUAUAAUGUUACCCAGAGAUAUUUUAAGCUACAUGUCCAGUUGUCUCGCAUUAAUAUUGCUAUUGAUUAUUGUAGUAGUAUCAGUCGCCGACGUUUUUCCAAGAAUUCUGCCAUCAAAAAUUGUAUGGUUCAGUGAGACCAUAAAUGACUCUUUAUGGAUUCGACGUAUACUUGGCAUCACUGCCGCGUCAUUGCUAGCGUCUACCAAUCUUGUGGGACUAGUAUCAUGUUGGUCUGACAAACAAAUACUAACCAACUGCACGCAUGGCCAAAACGAUCCAUCGACUUACUGUAUGUAUCCAUCGUACUUCACUUACUUCAUGGUAUUGGCGCUAAUAGCUACGUCCAUGUUGACUCAAUUAUCUCAUUUCACCAAAGCAACUAUACUGUUCGUCAUUACUCUGAUGCAUUGCAUUGUCAACAUAGUUACAGUAGGCACAGCUAUUGACUGCGAAGAUGCAAUCAUUUACAAACCUUUCAAAGUUUUGCCAUCGAAGUAUGCAUUGUCGUUUCUACUCAUAGCCGUUACAAUGGCACUAGUGUUUUUGGCUAGAAAUAUGGAUAAGUCAUCAAGAGUUCUUUAUCUAUGGCGGACAGAAGUUGAAGAACAGAGGGAAAGAGCUUCAGACAUACGGAGAAGAAACGAAGCAUUAGUAUACAAUAUUUUACCUCCACACGUAGCCAAACAUUUCUUAGGUAGUUAUAAACGUCAGCACGAAGAACUAUACAGUCAAAGUUAUGCCGAAGUUGGAGUUUUGUUUGCAUCAAUGCCAAACUUUUCAGAUUUCUAUUCGGAAGAGACGGUUAACAACCAAGGCCUGGAGUGUUUAAGAUUUCUUAACGAAGUUAUAUCUGAUUUUGAUGCGCUUCUGGAACAACCACGCUACCAGGAUAUUAUUAAGAUUAAGACAAUCGGUUCAACUUACAUGGCUGCUAGUGGAUUAAACCCAUCGCGUGUCGUAAAGCCUGAAGAUCCCAUUGAAGUUAGAUGGGCACACCUUGCAUUGCUGGUAGACUUUGCUUUUGAUCUCAAGAAAGCACUCCAGGGGAUAAAUGAACAAAGCUUUAACCACUUUGUAUUGAAAAUGGGAAUCAAUCAUGGACCGAUAACCGCAGGUGUUAUUGGUGCGAGAAAACCUCAUUACGAUAUUUGGGGAAAUUCUGUGAACGUAGCGUCUAGAAUGGAGAGCACUGGAAAGGCUGGAUGCAUACAAGUGACGGAAGAAACGUGUAAUAUCCUGCAACACUUCGGGUUCAAGUUCGAACAACGUGGUUUAGUGGCCGUCAAGGGCAAGGGGCAACUGAUGACCUAUUACUUGGUUGGCAAAGGGCUGCAGCCUAGUCAAGCACCGCCGCCGGUCAUGGAGACACUGCCGGAAGUAGAGGAAGAAGACACCGACGAGUGCAUGGUGGUCCGACAGGCACUGUUGCCUCGGACUGAUCACAACGGGUCGACCACCACUUCCGGUUGAUGAACAACGAUAACGAGUUUAAUUAUUAUUUUAUAUUUAUUAUAUUAUGACGACUACGAGGUCAACAUGACAUCGAUCAAUGUACAACAAUACAUAUGUUAUAAAUAAUAUUAUUUAAAUUACCCAUUUCCGUCGCAAAGGCCAUACGAGACGUCACGUGUAAACGUAGGCUAUACUUUCAUCUACACGCCAUGUGCCGAAAAAUAAUAACUACAAAAUAAUAGCUGUACAAUAUUAUGUCAUAUUACUAUUUACUACCUGCGAUAACCUUACUACGAUUUAAGUGUAAUUUAUUGUUAUGUUUGUCAUGUGUUUACGGUUGAAGACUUAUCUGAUCUAUUCGCUUAAUUUUUUUUUUAUAAUUUUAUUAUUUUUUAAAUACCUAUUCUGUUUCUUUGUAUUUACUUAGUUUUCUUUCUACUUUUUUUUUCUUUUUUGUAUCGAUAAUACCACCGUUAAUGUUAAACACACCAAGACGAUCGUUUUAUAAAACCCUCUGACUUGAUUUUAUUUGUUCAUAUUGAACACGGAAACAUAUAAUUAAUGUAAAAACAACAGAAAUGUUAUG
Melanaphis sacchari is the source of this 4346-nucleotide messenger RNA. It is a transcript of the gene Ac3, whose product is annotated as adenylate cyclase type 3. Bases 689 to 3778 code for a protein of 1029 amino acids. The transcript is spliced from 20 exons. Gene Ontology annotation, molecular function: adenylate cyclase activity. Gene Ontology annotation, biological process: intracellular signal transduction; cAMP biosynthetic process; adenylate cyclase-activating G protein-coupled receptor signaling pathway. The record is from RefSeq and is a predicted model, not a curated record. Gene Ontology annotation, cellular component: plasma membrane. Lineage: Eukaryota; Metazoa; Arthropoda; Insecta; Hemiptera; Aphididae.